This is a messenger RNA of Cydia splendana, 429 nucleotides long. RefSeq names its product trypsin-3-like. Gene Ontology annotation, molecular function: serine-type endopeptidase activity. Lineage: Eukaryota; Metazoa; Arthropoda; Insecta; Lepidoptera; Tortricidae. The record is from RefSeq and is a predicted model, not a curated record. The annotation marks the transcript as partial. Gene Ontology annotation, biological process: proteolysis. The transcript has 3 exons.
GUUAAGAGCUUCCUCUGCGGAGCAUCUGUGGUCAAGGAUGACGUUGUCGUGACUGCAGCGCAUUGUAUUGAGGCGGUGAUAUCGUGGUGGACGGGAGAGCUACUAGAGACAUUCCACGGCCAGAUCGGAAGCAACGCACUAAGUCACGGAUACGAAGAGAUCCGUUUCUCAGGACACCUGAUCCAUCCGGCCUGGGACCGCAUCAACAUCAAGUACGACCUGGGCGCUCUAUGGUUGACCGAGCCGUUGUCGAAAAAUUCUCCAGCAAGACCCAUUGCGCUGAGCUUUAAGAAGAUCGGUGGAGGCGAGCGCCUGACUGUUACGGGAUGGGGAAGACUAUCGGAUGAUGUGCUAGUCGUCGACCCUGGCAAUCCUGGCGAUAACACGGUAAGAUUCAGAUCCACACCAGCAAAGGAAUUAAUAAUAUAA